Molecule: messenger RNA, 7548 nt
Organism: Knipowitschia caucasica
Lineage: Eukaryota; Metazoa; Chordata; Actinopteri; Gobiiformes; Gobiidae
Source: the annotation of a GenBank genome assembly
AUGUUGUUAUUAUUGGCCUUGCUGGGCGCAUUGAGGAGCUCUGCCGCAGCGUCCCGGCGGUGUCAGGACAGUCUGGCCACUCCUCUGCCCUACAGCUUCUUCACCAGCUCCUCUGUGUUUGGACGAGACUUCGGAGCUGGAUACGGAAAGCUCCAGAGAAACCAAGGAGCCGGAGGAUGGGUCCCCUUGGACACGGACCGGUUGCCGUGGUUACAGGUGGACCUCGGGGGCCGGCGGGAAGUGGUUGCAGUGGCAACGCAGGGCAGGGACGGCAGCUCGGACUGGACGUCCAGGUACCGGCUCCUGUACAGUGACACGCAGAGGAACUGGAGGCCCUACCUGCAGGACGGGACCAUCUGGGUGUUUGAGGGGAACGUGGACAGUGAGGCUGUUGUGCGUCACCAGCUGCAGCACUCCAUCGUGGCCCGGUACCUGCGCUUCGUGCCCCUGUCCUGGAGCUCCGAGGGGCGCAUCGGGGUGCGGCUGGAGCUGUACGGCUGCGCAUACUGGGGCGACGUGAUCAGUUUUGACGGCCACAGUGUCAUCUCGUAUCGCUUCAGGAACAAAAAGUCCAAGUUUGUGAAGGACUCGAUCACUCUGAAGUUCCGGACCUCGGCUGGAGACGGCGUCCUGCUCCACGGGGAGGGGCAGCAGGGAGACUACAUCAGCCUGGAGCUUCGCCGCGCUCGCUUGCUGCUCCGGAUCAAUCUGGGGAGCAGUCCCCACAGCUCGGUCCAGGGCCACACCACCGUCACCAGUGGCUCUCUCCUCGAUGACGACCACUGGCACACGGUCCACGUGGAACGGCUCAGAAGAAACGUCAACUUCACUCUGGAUCAGCACACAGAGAGCUUCAAAACCAACGGAGACUUUGACCACUUGGACCUGGACCACGAGAUCACGUUUGGAGGUCUGCCUGUGUCCGCGAAGCCCGGGUCAGGUCAGGGCUUUGUGGGCUGCAUGGAAGGAAUCACCUACAACGGAGACAACAUCACCAGCCUGAUCCGCCGGAAGAGAGUGGACACCUCCAGCUUUGUACGUCCAACUGUGUGGCUGCAGAGGGGCUACAGACCAGGGCAGAGGGGCUACAGACCAGGGCAGAGGGGCUACAGACCAGGGCAGAGGGGCUACAGACCAGAGCAGAGGGGCUACAGACCAAGACAGAGGGGCUACAGACCAAGACAGAGGGGCUACAGACCAAGACAGAGGGGCUACAGACCAGGACAGAGGAGCUACAGACCAGGGCAGAAGGUUACAGACCAGAGCAGAGGGACUACAGACAAAGACAGAGGGGCUACAGACCAGGACAGAGGGGCUACAGACCAGGGCAGAGGGGCUACAGACCAGGACAGAGGGGCUACAGACCAGGGCAGAGGGUUACAGACCAGAGCAGAGGGGCUACAGACCAAGACAGAGGGGCUACAGACCAGGACAGAGGAGCUACAGACCAGGGCAGAAGGUUACAGACCAGAGCAGAGGGACUACAGACAAAGACAGAGGGGCUACAGACCAGGACAGAGGGGCUACAGACCAGGGCAGAGGGUUACAGACCAGGGCAGAGGGGCUACAGACCAGAGCAGAGGGGCUACAGACCAAGACAGAGGGGCUACAGACCAGGACAGAGGGGCUACAGACCAAGACAGAGGGGCUACAGACCAGGGCAGAGGGGCUACAGACCAAGACAGAGGGGCUACAGGACCAAGACAGAGGGGCUACAGACCAGGACAGAGGGGCUACAGACCAGGACAGAGGGGCUACAGACCAGGACAGAGGGGCUACAGACCAAGACAGAGGGGCUACAGACCAAGACAGAGGGGCUACAGACCAGGACAGAGGGGCUACAGACCAGGGCAGAGGGUUACAGACCAGGGUAGAGGGACUACAGACAAAGACAGAGGGGCUACAGACCAGGACAGAGGGGCUACAGACCAGGACAGAGGGGCUACAGACCAGGGCAGAGGGGCUACAGACCAAGACAGAGGGGCUACAGACCAAGACAGAGGGGCUACAGACCAAUACAGAGGGGCUACAGACCAGGACAGAGGGACUACAGACAAAGACAGAGGGGCUACAGACCAAGACAGAGGGACUACAGACCAAGACAGAGGGACUACAGACAAAGACAGAGGGGCUACAGACCAGGACAGAGGGGCUACAGACCAGGGCAGAGGGGCUACAGACCAAGACAGAGGGGCUACAGACCAAGACAGAGGGGCUACAGACCAAGACAGAGGGGCUACAGACCAGGGCAGAAGGGCAGAGGGGCUACAGACCAGAGCAGAGGGGCUACAGACCAAGACAGAGGGGCUACAGACCAGGACAGAGGGGCUACAGACCAGGACAGAGGGGCUACAGACCAAGACAGAGGGGCUACAGACCAAGACAGAGGGGCUACAGACCAGGGCAGAGGGGCUACAGACCAAGACAGAGGGGCUACAGACCAAGACAGAGGGGCUACAGACCAGGACAGAGGGGCUACAGACCAGGACAGAGGGGCUACAGACCAGGGCAGAGGGGCUACAGACCAAGACAGAGGGGCUACAGACCAAGACAGAGGGGCUACAGACCAAGACAGAGGGGCUACAGACCAGGACAGAGGGGCUACAGACCAGGACAGAGGGGCUACAGACCAAGACAGAGGGGCUACAGACAAAGACAGAGGGGCUACAGACCAGGACAGAGGGACUACAGACCAAGACAGAGGGACUACAGACAAAGACAGAGGGGCUACAGACCAGGACAGAGGGGCUACAGACCAGGACAGAGGGGCUACAGACCAGGGCAGAGGGGCUACAGACCAGGGCAGAGGGGCUACAGACCAAGACAGAGGGGCUACAGACCAGGACAGAGGAGCUACAGACCAGGGCAGAAGGUUACAGACCAGAGCAGAGGGACUACAGACAAAGACAGAGGGGCUACAGACCAGGACAGAGGGGCUACAGACCAGGGCAGAGGGUUACAGACCAGGGCAGAGGGGCUACAGACCAGAGCAGAGGGGCUACAGACCAAGACAGAGGGGCUACAGACCAAGACAGAGGGGCUACAGACCAGGACAGAGGGGCUACAGACCAGGGCAGAGGGGCUACAGACCAGAGCAGAGGGACUACAGACCAAGACAGAGGGACUACAGACAAAGACAGAGGGGCUACAGACCAGGGCAGAGGGGCUACAGACCAAGACAGAGGGGCUACAGACCAAGACAGAGGGGCUACAGACCAGGGCAGAAGGUUACAGACCAGAGCAGAGGGACUACAGACCAGGGCAGAGGGGCUACAGACCAGGGCAGAGGGGCUACAGACCAGGACAGAGGGGCUACAGACCAGAGCAGAGGGGCUACAGACCAGAGCAGAGGGGCUACAGACCAGAGCAGAGGGGCUACAGACCAGGGCAGAGGGGCUACAGACCAAGACAGAGGGGCUACAGACCAGGGCAGAGGGUUACAGACCAGGACAGAGGAGCUACAGACCAGGGCAGAGGGGCUACAGACCAGGGCAGAAGGUUACAGACCAAGACAGAGGGGCUACAGACCAAGACAGAGGGGCUACAGACCAGGACAGAGGGGCUACAGACCAGGCCAGAGGGGCUACAGACCAGAGCAGAGGGGCUACAGACCAGGGCAGAGGGGCUACAGACCAAGACCGAGGGGCUACAGACCAAGACAGAGGGGCUACAGACCAGGACAGAGGGGCUACAGACCAGGGCAGAGGGGCUACAGACCAAGACAGAGGGGCUACAGACCAGGACAGAGGGCUACAGACCAAGGCAGAGGGGCUACAGACCAGAGCAGAGGGACUACAGACCAAGACAGAGGGGCUACAGACUAGGGCAGAGGGGCUAAGACCAGGGCAGAAGGUUACAGACCAAGACAGAGGGGCUACAGACCAAGACAGAGGGGCUACAGACCAGGACAGAGGGGCUACAGACCAGGACAGAGGGGCUACAGACCAGGACAGAGGGGCUACAGACCAGGGCAGAGGGGCUACAGACCAAGACAGAGGGGCUACAGACCAGGACAGAGGGGCUACAGACCAGAGCAGAGGGACUACAGACCAAGACAGAGGGGCUACAGACCAGGGCAGAAGGUUACAGACCAGAGCAGAGGGACUACAGACAAAGACAGAGGGGCUACAGACCAAGACAGAGGGGCUACAGACCAGGGCAGAGGGGCUACAGACCAGGGCAGAAGGUUACAGACCAGGGCAGAGGGGCUACAGACCAAGACAGAGGGGCUACAGACCAGGGCAGAGGGGCUACAGACCAGGGCAGAGGGGCUACAGACCAGGGCAGAGGGGCUACAGACCAGAGCAGAGGGGCUACAGACCAGAGCAGAGGGGCUACAGACCAGAGCAGAGGGGCUACAGACCAAGACAGAGGGGCUACAGACCAAGACAGAGGGGCUACAGACCAAGACAGAGGGGCUACAGACCAGGACAGAGGGGCUACAGACCAGGGCAGAAGGUUACAGACCAGGGCAGAGGGGCUACAGACCAAGACAGAGGGGCUACAGACCAGGGCAGAAGGUUACAGACCAGAGCAGAGGGACUACAGACAAAGACAGAGGGGCUACAGACCAGGACAGAGGGGCUACAGACCAAGACAGAGGGGCUACAGACCAGGGCAGAAGGUUACAGACCAGAGCAGAGGGGCUACAGACCAGAGCAGAGGGGCUACAGACCAGGGCAGAAGCGUAACCUGACGUUCACGUGUGCAGACUCGGACUCCUUCCCGGUCUUCUUCAACACAUCUUCAUUCCUGCUGCUGCCGGGACAGCCGGACAGUGACACUCUGUCCGUGAGCCUCUCCUUCAGGACAUGGAACCCUCACGGCCUCCUGCUCUUCACAGCCUUGGCAGACGGAUGGGUAGAGCUGGGCCUGUCCGAGGGGAAGGUCAGCGUCUACAUGAACAUCACGCAGAAGAAGAACACGCACAUCGACAUCUCCUCAGGCUCUGGUCUGAAUGACGGCCAGUGGCACAGUGUCCACCUGCACGCUCUGGAGAACUACGCCAUGCUCACGGUGGAUGGAGACGAAGCCUCCACCGUUAGAACUGCCAUCCCCAUCCAGAUCCAGACGGGAGGAACCUACUACUUUGGAGGGUACUUUGAGCGCUCCAGCAGCCUGUCCCUGCAGCGCUCCUUCCAGGGCUGCAUGCAAGGGAUCCACAUCGACGACCACGUGGCCGACCUGAGGGCUGUGGAGCAGGGACGCAUGGGCAGCUUUGAGAACGUCACUCUGGACAUGUGCGCCAUUGUAGACAGGUGUGUCCCAAACCCCUGUGCUCACGGGGGCCUCUGCUCUCAGACUUGGGACUCCUUCAGCUGUAACUGCUCGGGCUCCGGAUACACGGGGGCCACCUGCCACAUGCCCUUGUAUCCACAGUCCUGUGAGGAGUACCAGCAGAGGGGGACGGGCUCAGGACUCUACCUCAUCGACCCGGACGGCAGUGGUCCUAUCGCCCCCUUCAGGGUCAGCUGUGACAUGACAGAGGACCAGGUGUGGACCAUUUUGAAGAACAAUGUCUCGGCUCAGAGCCCUGUGCCCAGACCGGAUCAGAGCGGAAAAGCUGUUUUCCACCUGGACUACAACGUCACAGAUGAACAGGUCCUGUCCGUCACAAACAGCGCAGACUAUUGUGAGCAGUAUGUGGCCUACGCCUGCAGGAUGUCCCGCCUCCUCAACACUCCAGACGGAGAACCCUUCACAUCGUGGGUCGGUCGCUCCAAUGAGAGGCACUCGUACUGGGGCGGGUCGGGGCCCGGGAUCCAGAAGUGCUCCUGCGGCAUCCAGCACAACUGUACCAACUCUGCCCACAACUGCCACUGUGACGCGGACACCAGGGCCUGGAAAGAGGACUCUGGGAUGCUCAUGUACAAGCAGCACCUCCCUGUGAGCGCCGUGGAGGUGGGGGACACAGGACGAGCUGGAUCUGAGGCCAAACUCACCGUGGGACCUCUGCGUUGCCGUGGAGACCGACACUUGUGGAACUCUGCGUCCUUCUCCAGUCCGGCGUCGCACAUGCUCUUCCCCUCCUUCAGAUCUGAGCGCAGCAGCGACAUCUCCUUCUACUUCAGAACGUCCUCAGCUCACGGACUCUUUCUUCAGAACUCUGGAGCCGACGCCCUGCUGCAGGUCCAGCUACGAGCCUCCUCACUGGUCUCCUUCUCCUUCGGCCUGGGCAGCUCUCAGAUGGAGCUCAUCGUUCGAUCUCCAGUUCCUCUGAACGACGACCGGUGGCACCGUGUGGAAGUAGAGAAGAACCAGAAGGAGGCCACGCUGCGCCUGGAUGGACAGCAGCGAGAAAGCAGAGCUCUGCCUCAGGGCAACAGCCGGCCCGAGGUUUACACGCAGCUCAUCCUGGGUUCGUCCAGUGGUCAAAGAGCGUUCCUCGGCUGCAUGAGGGCGCUCCGGGUAAACGGUGUGGCCCUGGACCUGAAGGAGAGGGCUGAGGUGUCUGCAGGGGUCAGUGCGGGCUGCCGGGGUCACUGCAGCAGCUUCGGGGUGCACUGUCAGAACGGAGGCCGCUGCGUGGAGCAGUAUAACGACUACCACUGCGACUGCACGGACACGGCCUACGACGGGAGCUACUGCACUGAGGAUGUGGGCGGGUACUUUGAGACCGGGACGUUGGUGCGGUACGACUUCCAGCCUGAGGCGCCGGCUCUGGGCAGGGUCACGUCAGGGGCCAUUUCCAGCUCACAGCUCAAUCUGACGCAGGAGGAUUUGUCCUUCAGCUUCAGCACCUCCAGCGCCCCCUGUGUGCUGGUCUACGUCAGCUCCAGGACCCAGGACUACCUUGCUGUGGUCCUCCGCCACAACGGGACCCUUCAGAUCCGCUACAGUCUGGGGGGAUUGAAAGAACCGUUCACCAUCGACAUGAACCACAGAAACAUGGCCAACGGACUUCCGCACUCUGUCAGCGUGUCCAGAAGACUGCGGGACGUCAGGCUGCAGGUGGAUCACUACCCAGAAUCCAUCCAUACUCUACCCUCCGCCUCCGACACCCACUUCAACCUCGUCAAGAGCAUCUUCCUCGGAAAAGUUUUUGAGACGGGGCAGAUGGACCCAGUGCUGAUCGAGCGCUACAACACCCCCGGCUUUGUGGGCUGUCUGUCCCGAGUGCAAUUCAACCGCCUGGCUCCUCUCAAGGCGGCGCUGCGGGCAGGACAGAGCGCCCCCAUCAGCACCCACGGCAUCCUGGUCCCAUCCAACUGUGGGGCAGCUCCACUCACCAUCUCCCCCCUGGCCCCAGACGACCCCUGGCACGCUGAAGCCGCUGGAGUUCACCUUCCGUCAAACUCAGACAAAGCCGCGACUGAUGCAGCGGAUCCAAACUCUGCCGUCAUCGGAGGAAUCGUCUCCGUGGUGAUUUUCGUGGCCUUGUGCUUCCUGGUUUUCCUGAUCCGGCAUCUGUUCCGGCACAAAGGCUCGUACCACACCAAUGAAGCCAAAGGCCAGGAGGCCGCCGACUGCGCAGACGCUGCCAUCAUCGUGAGCGACCCGGCCUUCACAGAGACCAUCGAGGAGAGCAAGAAGGAGUGGUUCAUCUAG